This is a messenger RNA of Eremomyces bilateralis CBS 781.70, 879 nucleotides long. RefSeq names its product LaeA-like protein. The record is from RefSeq and is a predicted model, not a curated record. NCBI's taxonomy places the organism in Eukaryota, Fungi, Ascomycota, Dothideomycetes, Eremomycetales, Eremomycetaceae. The transcript has 7 exons. Gene Ontology annotation, molecular function: methyltransferase activity. The annotation marks the transcript as partial.
CGAUGGCAACAGUACCAUGGAUUUAGACGAGGGAUCUACCUGUACCCAUGUGAUGAGCACGAAAAGGACCGCAUGGACAUUUGCCACAAGCUGUUCAGCAUCGCCCGACGAGGCCAAUUGCACAAUGCGCCGGUCAGCGCAACCUCCAACCCGUACAGUCCAACGCGUAUCAUGGAUUUAGGUUGCGGAACGGGUAUCUGGGCUAUCGAUAUGGCAGACAAGUUCCCCCACGCCGAGGUUGUCGGUUUGGACCUGGUCAACAUUCAACCUGAAAAGAUCCCGCCGAAUCUGCGAUUCCGAAUUCCUCGAGACUACGAAGCACCAUGGACCUAUGGAGAGGAAUCCUGGGAUUUGAUCCAUAUUCAAAUGGGCUGUGGCAGUGUUUCCAGCUGGCCAGAGCUGUAUCAAAAAAUCUUCGCACACCUCAAACCAGGGUCUGGUUGGAUUGAGCAGGUCGAAAUAGACUUCCAGCCCCGAUGCGAUGAUGGAACGUUACGACCAGAGUCCCACGUCGUUCAGUGGUAUCAAUAUCUCGCCGAAGCCACCGGUCGUGUGUCUAAGUCGAUCACAUAUGAAUCGAAUACGGGGCAUAUUCUGCGGUCAGCGGGAUUCAUCGACAUCCAAGAGACUGUCAUUCGGGCGCCGUAUAACGGUUGGCCAGCGGAUCCCCAUCAAAAACACAUUGGGCGUUGGUACAACUUAAGCAUCACCGAAGGGCUCGAGGCUCUCAGUCUUGCUGCGCUGACCAGGAUCAAUCGAUGGGAUGCAGACCAACACGUCCGGCCGUUGCUGUCGGCUGUACGUGCGGAGAUAAACUCACGGAAAAUCCAUGCGUAUAACAACAUCCAUAUCUGGACUGCACGACGGCCCCUACAGUGA